ACUGACAGCGUCGACGUGAAUCCGCCGUAUUACUGACAGGCAGCACCGCGUGAGCCGCUUCUGUCAGUGUUAUUGUUGGGAGGGGGGGGGGGGGCGUUAAACGGUCUCAUUGCCGACUCGAUUGUUAACUUGGUAGAUAACCUGCGGAACUGAGCGUGACUUAACAAUCAGCUUGGCCGGGCAGACUCCAACAGCAGCAAGCCACCGGAGGAGCUGCCGCUGCUCCAGAGGAGAGGCUGUCAGCAUGUCCCUGUUCUUCAGGAGGAGGAAGCCGAGUGACGAGUCCAAGAAACGACUAGAAUAUCAGCUUUGCCUAUCUAAAGAGGCUGGUGCUGAUGACAUUCUGGACAUCUCAGUAUGUGAACUCUCCAAGGUGCCAUCCAGUGCCUUCUCCAUCUGCAAGGUGCUGCAGAAGAAGGUGCUCAUUCUCCAUGGCAACGAGUUGAGAUCUCUGCUCCCCAAAGGAUGUGACAUCAGCACUCUGGCCACUUUAAAGGUAUUGGAUCUCCAUGAAAAUAAGCUCAUUGCACUCCCAGAUGACAUCGGAAAGCUAGUAUCAUUGCAGGUUUUGAACGUGGCGAAGAACCAGAUUAAGGCUCUGCCCGACUCCAUUGGAAAUUUACAACUGCUGCAGACACUCAAUGUGAAGAGUAACCAUCUCAGUGAGCUCCCAUUGUCCACGGGCACCAUGCGUAGUUUACGAACACUAGACCUGAGUGAUAACAACAUUUACCAGCUUCCCAAAACUCUGGCCUAUAUCCGAACUCUAGAGAGCUUGACACUUGAUGCAGCCAUGAUGUCCUAUCCACCUGCGUCUGUAUGCACAAAAGGCACAGAGAACAUCCAGCGCUUUUUGUGUGCUGAGCUGGGAGAGGACUACUGCCCUCCAUCCCAAUAUUUACUGCCAGUGUUGGAGAGUGACUGUGGGACGUUGAACUCUGACUGUCUGGAUGGCGAAGAGCAGGCCUGGCAGAACAAAUUUAGUGACUAUGAGAAGAGAAAGGAACAAAGGCAACAAGAGAAGCUGGCCUUUGAGCGGUUGCUUGAAGAAAAGCAAAAGGAUCAUGCUCAACUUCUCCUCAUGAACACCUCUCGCAAGGAGAACAUGCUCCACUCAGUCAGACAGGAGCAGGAACGUCUUGAGCAAGGUGUGACUCAGCAGCAGCGAGCUCAGGAGGCAGAGAAGCUGCUGGUGCUAGAGAGGGUUCGACGGAGUGAGAAUGACAUCAGCAGUCGUAUCAGUAACUUACUAAUGGACAGCAGCCGACAGAAAAGGAGUUCUGAAUUUCUCCAGGCCUUGGAGCAAGAUCGGAUGCGUAUGGAGCAACUGACUGCUAUAACUCAGGAAGAAGCCAAUUCACUUAGGAAGAGGGAAGUGGCAAUGGCAAUGCAGAAGAUGCUAUCAGACAGCUACUCCAUUGGCCUUAUUCAGGAAGCUAGUGACUCUCGCAGACAGAAUCUGGUCUUUGAGGCCUGCAAGAGCCUGGAAAAUUUGGACAGGAGGUUUGAUCAAGUGCUUUCCCUUCAGCUGCUCGACAAGUCCAAAGCCAUCACGCGUAUCUUACUGGAGGAGGAGAUGCAGAAAGCAGCCUUCCAGGCCCUUCAGCUGCAGAAGGACAGUGUGCACGGCUACAUCCGAAACCAGAUCAAGCUCAUAGAGGGUGAGUUGAUGCAGCUAACUAAGCUGGAGGUGAAGAGACAGAGUCUGGAUGCUGAGAACUUGCAAGAAGUCCUGGUUGAACAGCGCUCAGCUCUCGGCAAUUUGUUGCAGCAGCUGCUGAAGCAGAAGGAUCAGAGGGAAACAGAGCUUCGCCAGGUUCUGGAAGAGAUGGAGCUGAAAUCUGAACGUAAUCAGCAGAACUACUGGAUGAUACAGUACCAGAGGUUGCUGGAUGCAAAGCCAUUAUCACUGCACAUGCAGGAAGCGGGUGUGGAGAAAGAGCUAGUCCAGCUGUUGUGUCAGCUGUCAGCUCAGGACUACCUCCCCAUCCUGGCUCACCAUGGAGUGACGACUGCGGCACUGAGCCGGAUGAGUCCCUCUGACCUCAGCAAGCUUGGCCUCAACGAUUUGGGUAUUCAGAAGGCUCUCCUCAAUUGGGCCAGGGGUCACCCUGUUACAGUUCCUGAAGUUAGAGCCAGUAAAGCAAUGCAGUUUGAGGAGGAAGAGGAAGCUUCUCCUUCGGCUCCAUCCCUUCCGUCGCCUUCUCAUAGCUUGGGGUCUGAUAUUCCUAGCCCUCUGCCUUCUCCAAGGGCACCUGUUGCUCCUUCAGCCCCUAGCCCUGAGGAACCAGGCAGCACUGAGUGUGUUGUAUGUAUGGAGAACAGGUUUCAGGUCAUCUUCCUGCCGUGUGGUCACGUGUGCUGCUGUCAAGUCUGCAGUGGUGCUCUGCAGAACUGCCCCCUGUGCCGCAGCGACAUUUCCCAGCGCGUACGGCUCUACAACAUCUAGGACCUUUUCUGCACUCAACUAGUUCAUCAAUAUGCAUGAUGUCACCAUAUUCUGAUCCUGUGUAUAACCAACACGUCUUCAGAGGGCUGCUUCUCCUCUAUUAACCACACAUAUCCUAAAUAAAUGUGCUGACGGAAUGAGU
Messenger RNA from Lampris incognitus (smalleye Pacific opah), 2591 nucleotides. RefSeq names its product leucine rich repeat and sterile alpha motif containing 1 (gene lrsam1). The transcript is spliced from 25 exons. The record is from RefSeq and is a predicted model, not a curated record. Gene Ontology annotation, molecular function: protein binding. Lineage: Eukaryota; Metazoa; Chordata; Actinopteri; Lampriformes; Lampridae. The coding region runs from base 245 to 2449 and encodes 734 amino acids.